Messenger RNA from Lymnaea stagnalis (great pond snail), 1106 nucleotides. Lineage: Eukaryota; Metazoa; Mollusca; Gastropoda; Lymnaeidae. The record is from the annotation of a GenBank genome assembly.
CUGAAGGCCCGCGGUAAUGUAGAAGACUGGCUGUGUAAAGUGGAGGAGGCCAUGUUUGCCAGCCUGCGACGUCUUUGUAAGAAAUCCAUCAAGGAUUACGAGACGACCAGCUUUCUCAGCUGGGUUAUGGCAAACGCCUCACAGGUAGGAAUCAUCACCUCACAGGUAGGAAUCAUCACCUCACGGGUAGAAAUCAUCACCUUACAGGUAGGAAUCAUCACCUUACAGGUAGGAAUCAUCACCUCACAGGUAGGAAUCAUCACCUCACAGGUAGGAAUCAUCACCUCACGGGUAGAAAUCAUCACCUUACAGGUAGGAAUCAUCACCUUACAGGUAGGAAUCAUCACCUCACGGGUAGAAAAAAAAAACGCAUCGGUUGAGCAUCGUCGAGUGCUAUUGAAAGGACCGCGACGAAUUUCGACAAUGCACUGUUGUUUCCUCACAUCUCGUCAUUUGUUAGUUCGCUUUUUUUUUUUUAUUUAAAAAUAACAUUGAAAAAGUUAAUGCGGCUGACAAAAUAGUAUUCAAGUAGCGAGUAAUGACGUCACUCAAAAGUUGUAGCAGAGAGAGAGAAAAAUUGGAGGAGAGAGAGAGAGAGGUAAAGGGUAUGUAACUAGUGUCGGCUCAAGGUGCCGGCAGCUCAGGCAUUUGCCCGAGGUUACAGCGACCAUAUGGCCGGCCCUGUAUAAGGCAAAGAGAUUUACAAUGGUAUGCAUGCCAUUCGAGCAACCCAGAAACAUAUUAGUAUUCAUAUUUAUUUUAAAAAACAGCAACUGUUUAAACUCAAUGAGGCAAACGCCCCAGCAGUAAGGAACAUAAGCUGACCCUCUGUAUAUGAAGGGACCAAUUGUAAUUUGAAAUUAAACAUAAUGCUCAUUGGGUAUUAUGCUUGGAAAGGUACGGUUUACCACGUAGUAUCGGCUUCACACGUAAACGGUGUCGUAUCACUUAUCAAUUUGGCUGGGAUAUCAUACAGGAUUCGUUGUUGUUUUUUUUAUUCCUCCACCAGGUUGUACUCACCAUAUGUCAAAUGAUGUGGACUCGUGAUGUCACCAACAUCCUCAGAGACACCAGGUCAUCGAUCAGGGCCAUGCGAGACUUCGAGC